GCGUCUGCUACCAAAUAAUGUUUUUUUUCAUAUAACAUCAAAUAGAGGAGAAGGAGUACCUAUUAUUGCAAUCGACCCAUGCAGUCGGAUAUUUAUCUUGUAUAUUUAGUACUCAGUAACAUUUUUAUUUGUUAUCAAAGUCAUGCAGUAUCUGCACAACGAAUUUAGAUGUCGCCACAAUCAUCGUUUCAUCAUUGCUUUCGCUCUGCCUGCUGCCACCCAUGUUCGAUCUUUUUCAGUCUUUUUCUUCUAUAUAAAUACGUUAAAGAUGGUAAAUGUCCCUAAACAGAGACGUACUUUUUGCAAAAAAUGCAAAGUACAUAAGCCACACAAGGUGGCACAGUACAAAAAGAGCAAGGAAAGGCAUGCCUCUCAGGGUAGGCGGCGGUACGACCGCAAACAACAAGGUUUCGGUGGCCAAACCAAGCCUAUCUUCAGAAAGAAGGCUAAGACCACUAAGAAAAUUGUAUUAAGGAUGGAGUGCACUGAAUGCAAGUACAGGAAACAGAUUCCUCUUAAGCGUUGUAAACAUUUCGAACUUGGUGGUGAUAAAAAGAGGAAGGGCCAGAUGAUCCAGUUCUAAAAAGUUGAUUUAUAUGUAACUUUGUGGAACUAUAUUUAAUAAUAAAAAAUAAAUCUUUAUCUUUAUUA
Phymastichus coffea is the source of this 651-nucleotide messenger RNA. RefSeq names its product large ribosomal subunit protein eL42-like. Gene Ontology annotation, cellular component: ribosome; cytosolic large ribosomal subunit. Bases 143 to 583 code for a protein of 146 amino acids. The transcript has 5 exons. Gene Ontology annotation, biological process: translation. Gene Ontology annotation, molecular function: structural constituent of ribosome. The record is from RefSeq and is a predicted model, not a curated record. Lineage: Eukaryota; Metazoa; Arthropoda; Insecta; Hymenoptera; Eulophidae.